Messenger RNA from Drosophila takahashii, 1226 nucleotides. Its product is annotated as glutamine synthetase 1, mitochondrial-like. The record is from RefSeq and is a predicted model, not a curated record. Lineage: Eukaryota; Metazoa; Arthropoda; Insecta; Diptera; Drosophilidae. Gene Ontology annotation, cellular component: cytoplasm. Gene Ontology annotation, molecular function: glutamine synthetase activity.
GGACCAGCGAUUACUUAGUCAUUGAUUACCGUGUAAGCAGGCAUAGCUGUAAAGUAGGCAAGCAACCACUUACCUAGCUUUUCCUUCUCGGUUGCCAAUCAAGGAUUAAAAUGGCCACAUUCUACGCACCCAGACUUUUCCUUACGAGGCAGCUAGUUCGUUUCCGUUCCCACUUCUUGGCCAACUCGCCCAAUGCGUCGCUGGACAAGAGCAUUCUGCAGAGAUACAGCAACCUAGAGACGCCCACCAAUCGGGUGCAGGCCACUUACCUAUGGAUCGACUCCUCCGGCGAGAGAACUCGCUUGAAAGAUCGCAUUCUGGACAAGGUACCCAGUGGCGUGGAGGAUUUGCCGGAUUGGCAGUACGCCAUGUACAAUGUGCUGGAUGGUGAGAAUACGCUUAAACCACGUCGCAUCUACCGGGAUCCUUUUAAGCCGGGGAAGAAGGACAUGAUUGUCCUGUGUGAGACCUACAGUGCUGAUGGAAAGCCAUCGGCAACGAACAAAAGGGCUGCAUUUCAGGAGGCAGUUGACAGGAUUGGCGAUCACGAGGAUCCCUGGUUCGGUAUUGAACAGGAGUAUUUCUUAAUGGAUGUUCGAGGACGUCCCUUUGGCUGGCCGGCCAAUGGAUUUCCGGCUCCCCAAGGACCUUAUUACUGCGGCCUGGGAGCCAAUCGUGUUUUUGGGAGAGACCUAGUGGAAGCCCAUACUUUAGCCUGUUUGUAUGCAGGGAUCGAUUUCUCGGGCAGCAAUGCCGAGGUGAUGCCCUCGCAGUGGAAAUACCAGGUGGGUCCCAGCGGCGGACUGAAGGCCAGCGAUGAUUUGUGGGUGUCGCGCUACAUCCUGCAGCGCAUCGCCGAGGAGUACGGCCUGGUGGUGACCUUUGACCCCAAGAACGGAGCACACACGAAGUUCUCCACGAAGGCGAUGAGGGAAGAGGGCGGUAUUAGAACCAUCCAAGAGGCAAUAGAGAAGCUGAGCAGGCAGCAUGAGCGGCACAUCAAGGCCUACGAUCCCAAGGAGGGGGAGGACAACUCCAUUAUCGACAAGUUCUCAUGGGGAGUGGCCAACCGAGCGACGAGCGUGAGAGUGCCAAGUAACGUGGCGACGGCAGGCAAAGGAUAUCUCGAGGAUCGGCGGCCCAGGUCCAACUCCGAUCCCUACGCCGUUUGUGGAGCUCUCGUCCGCACCUGUCUGCUCAACGAGUAGGCGGUAAAUAAGCGAUAA